This is a messenger RNA of Penicillium concentricum, 1776 nucleotides long. RefSeq lists its product as uncharacterized. The record is from RefSeq and is a predicted model, not a curated record. Bases 1 to 1776 code for a protein of 591 amino acids. Lineage: Eukaryota; Fungi; Ascomycota; Eurotiomycetes; Eurotiales; Aspergillaceae. The transcript has 4 exons.
AUGAAGUUUUUCUGUGUCAAUCUAAAUUGCUUCAAGCGCCUCCGCUGCGACUGCAGCGAUGACGAGCAGGACCAGGAGGACACCUCCUCCUCAUCCGCCCAAUCAGCCAUUUCCCUAGUUGACAUGGAACCCAAGGUCGUGACGAAGCCCGUCACGCUGGCUUACCCUAAGAAGGCGGCAGACAAAAGUCCAGAAGUCACCUUCACCCAAAAAGAAGUCAUCCCCCCUAAAAGGAGGGUUAGCUUUGCUCCAACUCUCCCCAAGAACCUUGAAAGCAGCAGUGAUGAGCAAUUCACCCCACUCCCGUCACCAUUAAUUGAUCCUCACACGGGCAUCACACCUGAAAUGAGUGAUGUCGAUAUUGACAGUUCUGAAAACAGUGAUAUUGACAUGGAAGAUACCGAGCGCCUCGGUUCGGCCUUCCCUCCAGAGGAUUUGUUGGACCAGUCUCUAGAGGAUUUGCUAGGCUACUCUGCGGGCCCGUCCAAUAGUAGGUUCUACAUCGAACGAAAGAAGACUAACAUGCCGGUCCUCGACCCUGAAAGUGAAUCCGAGUCCUCGAAUGAUGGUCACUUGUACUUUGGUUCUGCGAAGACCCGUGCUCGUGCCUCCGAACUCCCGGCAGAUACCCAGGCCUCUGAUAGCAGAAAGCGGGCAAAUACCGAGGAGCCUGAGUCUCCAGCUAAGCGUCUGCGUCUCUUGGAGAGAGACCAUACGGGGACUCUGAUGGAGGAGGAGAUAAUGGAGUUGGCAGAGGACCUUUGCUACCACGAGGCCAAUCAGCCAAAGGAGCUUGGGGAGCAUGGCCAAGUUGACGAUGGUUCUUUCCACACGCUUGAGGACUUGUAUCACGAGCCUACGGAUGCAGAACUCGCCGUUUACCGAGCAAAAGGUGCUCAACUGAUAGCUUGGUUAGAAGACCCGAACGAACCAGGCUGCAACAUUGCCCCAACAACGGCCUCCCUGGAUGACUUGCUCAACGCCACGCCGCCAGAUCAUUUCGAAAUCGGUGACGCUCAUUUUACAAAUCCGGGCGAUGUUAUGCUGGGAGGCGAACCGGAGACGGUGGGGCUCAUUCCCUAUGGUUCCCGUUACCGCCGUGUAGCGAUUUCAAGCAAGGUCACGAACCAGGCAGUUCUAGAGGCAGCUGGUCGUGAUCACGCAAAUAAUAGCUACAAUCAUCUAACCGGACCGGGACUUCUUGUGGCCUAUGCCAUUUUUAGGUACGAUAACGUUCAGUGGAAUGUGGCCGCUAGGGCCGUAUACAAGCUAGACUAUGAUAUGGAAACUUUGAAGUAUAUCAUGUUCCACCACGUCGUCAAUGAGGAAACUCAGCCGUAUAUUCUUCGGGUCAUCUACCCCAGACGUGGACUUGAGUUUGAUAAGUCGAGCGAGGCGCCAUGUCUGAAAGUCGAACGUGGCACCCGUGAGUUUGAAGAACUGCUCGGCACAAAGUUGGGCAAAGCAGCUGCCAUCCUUCUCAUAUCAGCUCUCCCCAGAGGUACGAGACGUAUCGCUCGAGCAGUCAUUUGGAAUUCUGUUUACAAAGUUCAGGUAAGAUUCGAGCUUGAGCCCUGUGAUCCAAAUGAGGUGAUACCUGAAGUUCGUCUACCACCACCAAAUUCCGAAACUCAAGAACGUGAAGCGGCUUUUGACCUUGCAUCAUAUUUUGGUCCUCAAGCAUAUACUGGUACUGAAACAGUUGUUGCAGAGGAAGAAGUUGAAGAUUCUGGAGAUUCUGAUGAAUAUGCAGGAAGCGAAUAUUGGCAGGAAUGA